AUGCAGGCUCUAGCGGAGAGACGUGAUUGCCCCAUUGAGCUUCUUAAGAUAACUGCUGUCGGAUCAACAGGAAUAGAGGAGACAGGCAAGAGGUUAGCAAAUGUUGCCGAGUCCUUGAACUUGCCCUUUUCGUUUAAGCCAGUUUUAUUACCAGACAUGAAUGAUGUCAAGGAUGAAUUAUUCGAAACUAAAGAUGAUGAAUAUGUCAUCAUUUUUCGCUCCACAUAUUCUGGGGACAAUGAUCUCAAGGCCUACAUGCUUGGAAAACUUGAUGAGAGUGAUAAGAAAUCUCUAUCCGUCGAUCAUGCUCUGUUCUUCUAUAGUGCAUAUUAUGACAGCUUUGACACUUGCCUGAAACAAUACGAUGCUGACAGGAUGAGAAUGGAGACAGUUUUUGGUGAUGCGAUUCGAAACAUUGUUGCAGAGGAGGGUGCAGAAAGGAAUAUUCGAAAUGUUACGAUGGAUGUUUGGAGGGCAUUCUUCGCAAGGUAUAGGAUGGUGGAAAUUGGGUUUAGCGAGGCAGCCUUGAGCCAAGCUAGUUUGGUUGUCAAACGGUUUGCUUGUAGGAGUUCUUGUACAAUUGAUAAGAAUGGGAAAUGUGACAUAGCUAAGAAAGGAGCUCAUUUGUUGAAAGAUCAACUGCAGCACUACCCCAAGCGCCGAAAACAGUUUCAGAAUUUGUUGAACACGAUCGAUAAACAACAAAUGACACAACAUCCAUUGUCGUCAGCUUCUUUAAAGCUCCUAAGAAAUUAUGGAAGUGGGAAGAGGGAAUUAAUAUCAAACGACAUAAGAAGUACUAGUGAUACUGAAACUUGUGGCUUGUCAACGGAAGAAGCCAUGAGGGUGGCUGGAGCAAGGUACGUACAAUUCUCUAUAAAGAUGUACGAUGAUAAUUACAUGCCCAUGCACCCUUUUGGUUUUGCUCUUUCGGGUCUGUCCGAGGAUGAGAAAAGUGACGUGGAACUUGUGCACUUUCUUCUAUCGGCGGCUGAUAAUGUCGGCUACCGACAAUAUGAUCGUGCAGGCAGACUAGUUUUACGUUGUGAAUGGAUGUCUUCUGCCCGAGCUAAUCCGGUCCAGAGAGUUGUUUUUCAUUUUGCUCAAGCGCUUCGAGAAAGGAUUGAAAACGAAUCUCCAGCAAGUGUCAACACCUUAAAGGGAUUCCAGCAAAAGAAUGAAAUGAUCAUCAUUCCUACGUUCCUUACAGUUUACAAACAGCUUCCUUUCACGCAAAUAUUACUAUUCGCAGGCAUCCAAGCCAUACUCGAGAACAUAGCUUUCGAGCGUAAGAUCCAUUUGAUAGAUUUGGGAAUCAGGUGUGGAGUCCACUGGACAAUCUUGAUGCAGGCUCUUGCGGAGAGAACACCGGAUUGCCCCAUUGAGCUUCUUAAGAUAACUGCUGUUGGAUCAUCAACAGACAUAGAGGAGACAGGCAAGAGGUUAGCCAGUGUUGCCGAGUCUUUGAACUUGCCCUUUUCAUUCAAGUCAGUUCUAUUAUCAGACAUGAAACAUGUCAAAGAAGAAUUAUUCGAAACUGAAGAUGAUGAAGCAGUGAUCGUUUUGGCUCCCUUAAUAUUGAGGAUAAUGGUGUCAAGGCCUAGUUGCUUGGAAAACUUGAUGACAGUUAUCAAAAGCCUCAACCCAUCUAUGAUGGUUGUCAUUGAGAUCGAAGCAAACCACAAUUCACCCACAUUUGUGAAUCGCUUCAUUGAAGCACUGUUCUAUUUCAGUGCCCUCAAUGAUGGCCUCCAGACAUGCAUGAAACAGUACGAUGAGGACAGGAUGAGAAUCGAAAGAGCUUUGGGUGGUCAGAUCCGAAACAUUGUAGCAAAGGAGGGUAGAGAAAGGACUGUACGAAAUGUAACCAUGGAUGUUUGGAGGGUGUUCUUCGCAAGGUUUAGAAUGGUGGAAAUUGGAUUUAGUGAGACAUCCUUAUUUCAAGCUAGCUCGUUCAUCAAACUGUUUGCUUGUAGGAGUUCUUGCACAAUUGAUCAGAAUGGGAAAUGUCUAAUUGUUGGGUGGAAGGGAACCCCAAUUCAUUCCCUUUCACUUUGGAAGUUCCCUUGA
Alnus glutinosa is the source of this 2070-nucleotide messenger RNA. RefSeq names its product DELLA protein RGL1-like. The transcript has 4 exons. Gene Ontology annotation, molecular function: sequence-specific DNA binding; DNA-binding transcription factor activity. Gene Ontology annotation, biological process: regulation of DNA-templated transcription. Bases 1 to 2070 code for a protein of 689 amino acids. The record is from RefSeq and is a predicted model, not a curated record. NCBI's taxonomy places the organism in Eukaryota, Viridiplantae, Streptophyta, Magnoliopsida, Fagales, Betulaceae. Gene Ontology annotation, cellular component: nucleus.